AUGUCUGCGCCGGUCGGUGCUAUUCUCCACGAGCUUUCCGCUCUGCCUGCUCGCUCGAGGCAGGGUCUGAACAACCUGCGACAGCGGCUCUUCCAGGACUCCAAACCAAAGAAGGAGGGCCAGUUCCUGCGCACAUCUCUGAGCGCCCAUCAGCCCGUUUGGCUGGCUGCCGCCGGCGGUGUCUACACCAGCAUGUCAGCUGUCUACCUCACCCUGCGGUACCUCAAACGCGUCCGAUAG
This is a messenger RNA of Penicillium lagena, 240 nucleotides long. RefSeq lists its product as uncharacterized. Bases 1 to 240 code for a protein of 79 amino acids. NCBI's taxonomy places the organism in Eukaryota, Fungi, Ascomycota, Eurotiomycetes, Eurotiales, Aspergillaceae. The record is from RefSeq and is a predicted model, not a curated record. The transcript has 2 exons.